UAAUCCAGUUACCCGUCGUCGUCGUCAUCUUCUCCGGCUGAAAAAGCUUGGGACUUUCGGAGGAAUUUCAAUCCCAAACGGCCGCUGGCGGCGGCGGUGGGGCCAAGAAAGAUGAGUCGCUCCGCGCUCUCCCAUUUCCUCAUCCUCUCCAGUUCCUCUCCUCGCUUCACUUCACUGUCGAGCCGGGGAGCUUCCAGAGGGUUCUCCAGAGUCCCGCCCCUGGGGAGGCGAAGCUUUACUCCAAGUGGGCGCGACCCAAGACGUUUCCAGUGCUAUUGCAGUGUCUCGGUCUCUGAACCUGCGGAUUCGGAAACGACUUCCCCGAGCUCUGCGAGGAAGAGGAUAGUAUCCGGAGUUCAACCAACGGGAUCCAUCCACCUCGGGAACUAUCUUGGGGCCAUAAAAAACUGGAUUGCCCUUCAGAACUCAUAUGAGACCCUCUUUUUCAUUGUGGACCUUCAUGCGAUCACAUUACCGUAUGAGACGCAACAACUAGCUAAGGCAACAAGGGAUACAGCAGCAAUUUAUUUGGCAUGUGGAGUGGAUACCUCUAAGGCUUCUGUAUUUGUGCAAUCUCAUGUCCGUGCUCAUAUAGAGUUGAUGUGGUUGCUAAGUUCUGCAACACCAAUUGGUUGGCUAAAUAGAAUGAUCCAAUUCAAAGAGAAAUCUCGGAAGGCGGGUGAUGAAAAUGUUGGGGUGGCAUUAUUGACUUAUCCAGUUCUGAUGGCUUCCGACAUUCUUCUGUAUCAGUCGGACUUUGUCCCAGUGGGUGAGGAUCAGAAGCAGCAUCUUGAGUUGACCAGGGAACUAGCUCAGCGUGUUAAUAACUUAUAUGGAGGCAGAAAAUGGAAAAAAUUGGGAGGGAGAGGUGGUGCAAUUUUCAAGGUACCGGAUCCCCUCAUUCCACCCGCUGGGGCACGGAUUAUGUCACUGACGGAUGGUCUUUCCAAGAUGUCAAAAUCUGCACCUUCCGAUCAGUCGCGGAUCAAUCUUCUCGACUCAAAAGAUGCAAUUGCAAACAAGAUUAAGCGCUGCAAAACCGACUCAUAUUCUGGUUUGGAAUUUGACAAUCCCGAGAGACCUGAAUGCAACAAUCUUCUUUCAAUAUAUCAGCUCAUCUCAGGAAAGACAAAGGAGGAAGUGGUGCAGGAGUGCCUAGACAUGAACUGGGGCAUUUUCAAAAACCUAAUAACAGAUGCAUUGAUUGACCACCUCCACCCAAUUCAGGUUCGGUAUGAGGAAAUCAUAUCCGAUCCAGCAUAUCUGGAUGGUGUCCUGGCCGAAGGUGCUGCAAGAGCCACGGAGAUAGCUGACGCUACUCUCAACAAUGUCUAUCAGGCGAUGGGAUUCCUCCGGAGAUGAGAAUAGGUGGAUGCACCAACUCAAAUCGGCACAAAAAAGAUUUCAGUUCCGUGGAAGCUCACUUUUGGUCAUUCCAUUCGUGCCUCAGUACACCCUUGCCUGCUCACUCUAAAAUUGUCCACUCAAGCAUGCCCUGGGAGAGCAAAAGCUAAUUUUGCCUUGGGCAUGUAGUAAUUCUUUCAUGAUCUUUUGGUUCAUGUAUCAUUCUUGCAGAAUAGCAUUCAUGAGACACUGUGGGCCUCAAUGAUUGAGCAACCGCGGUAUCAGGGUGUUAUUUAUUCUAAUUCUUGAGUUUUUAACGUGUGUAUUGACCUUUGCCCGAAUGAUGAUGAAUAUAGUAGCAAGAAGAAAUGCCGGAUUAUUACAUUCA
This is a messenger RNA of Punica granatum (pomegranate), 1732 nucleotides long. The record is from RefSeq and is a predicted model, not a curated record. Lineage: Eukaryota; Viridiplantae; Streptophyta; Magnoliopsida; Myrtales; Lythraceae.